Messenger RNA from Brassica oleracea var. oleracea, 1812 nucleotides. Its product is annotated as probable hexokinase-like 2 protein. Gene Ontology annotation, molecular function: glucokinase activity; D-glucose binding; fructokinase activity. The transcript is spliced from 10 exons. The record is from RefSeq and is a predicted model, not a curated record. Gene Ontology annotation, biological process: glycolytic process; intracellular glucose homeostasis; glucose 6-phosphate metabolic process. The coding region runs from base 158 to 1636 and encodes 492 amino acids. NCBI's taxonomy places the organism in Eukaryota, Viridiplantae, Streptophyta, Magnoliopsida, Brassicales, Brassicaceae. Gene Ontology annotation, cellular component: mitochondrion; cytosol.
UGUUAACUGACACAUUUUGUCUCUUUCUCUAAUCACAAAUCUGAUGUGGGCAUGGAUUGAUUCUUCCCAGAGAAACUGAAAAAUGUAAAAAGAGCGAAACUCCAACGCUUUAUUGAGAAAACUAUCAGCAAACUAAAAUUACAGCUGCAGAGAAAACAUGGCCAGGAAAGAGGUGGUGGCGGUCACUGCUGCGGUGGUUACUGCGGUUGCAGCGGCUGUAAUAAUUGGUCAAUGGGUGCGGAGGAAGGAGCGGCGGCGGAAACAAACACAGAUGAUUUUUAAAAAAUUCGCUAGAGAAUGCGCCACGCCGGUUUCGAAGCUAUGGGCGGUGGCGGACGCCUUGGUAGCCGACAUGACCGCCUUUCUCUCUGCCACUACAGCCGCCGGGAGUUGCGGCUCCCUCAACAUGCUCGUUUCAUUCGCCGGUGCUCUCCCUUCAGGGGAAGAGAAGGGGAUACGUUAUGGAGCUAACUUGCGAGGCAAGGAACUUCUACUGUUACGUGGAACUUUAGGAGGUAACGAAGAGCCUAUUUCCGAUGUACAUAAACAGGAGAUUUCAAUCCCUGCGGAUGUUUUAAACGGCUCUUUCAAGGAGCUGUGCGAUUACAUAUCCUUGGAGCUAGUUAAGUUCAUUGGGAUGAAUCCUGGAGAAGAAACAGAUGAAGUUAAGAAUCUAGGGUUUACGUUAACACGCUAUGUCGAACAGUUUGGGCCUAGUUCAAUCUCGGCGAUACAGAGGAAGGGCUUAGCAAAUGAUGAUGAUGACACGGUUUUGAAGGAGUUUUUGAAUGAUAUGAAUGAAUCAUUGGAGAGUCACGGACUGAAGAUUCGGAUGAACGUGGCGCUGGUGGAUGACACAAUUGGAGUGUUGGCUGGAGGAAGGUACUAUCAUAAGGACACUGUGGCUGCAGUCACUUUAGGUAUGGGAACUAACGCUGCUUACAUCGAACAAGCUCAGGAGGUUCUGAGAUGGAAACCCUCGAUACCAAACGAGCCACAAGAGAUUGUUAUUAGCACGGAGUGGGGAGAUUUCAGAUCAUGUCAUCUUCCUGUAACUGAAUAUGAUGCUGCUCUUGACGCAGAAAGCCUGAAUCCUAGAAGCUGUGUAUUUGAGAAGAUGGUGGCUGGAGGAUACUUAGGGGAGAUAGUGAGAAGAGUGUUGCUAAAAAUGACACAAGAAUCUGCUUUAUUUGGAGAUAUACUACCUCCAAAACUGACAACCCCUUACACUUUAAGUUCGCCAGAUAUGGCCGCGAUGCAUCAAGAUAUAUCAGAAGAUCGAGAGAUUGUAAACAAAAAGCUCAAGGAUGUUUUCGGGAUCAUGUAUUCAACUCUUGCGGCUAGAGAAGUGGUGGUUGAAGUGUGCGAUGUAGUGGCGGAAAGAGCGGCGCGUGUGGCAGGAGCAGGAAUAGUUGGGAUGGUAAAGAAGCUGGGAAGGUUAGAGAAAAAGAUGAGCAUUGUGAUAGUUGAAGGAGGGUUGUAUGAUCAUUACAGGGUCUUUAGAAACUAUCUUCAUAGCAGUGUUUGGGAAAUGCUCGGCGAUGAGUUAUCGGACCAUGUCGUCAUUGAGCAUUCUCACGGUGGAUCUGGUGCCGGAGCCCUUUUCUUUGCUGCUUGCGGCAACGUUAAAACCUAAGAGCUGAAACAAGAAGAUAACCAGAGCGAAUAUAAUUUUUGUUUUUGUUUCGUUUCCCAAAACCAUUAUUCUAUUUUGACGUUGUCUUGUAAAAUACUUUUUCCAACAUCUGUUACAUUUACUUGUUAGAGAAACUAAAUAAAAAUAGUCCUCAUGUAAGAGAGACUUGUUACAAA